Penicillium verrucosum is the source of this 1542-nucleotide messenger RNA. Its product is annotated as cytochrome P450. Bases 1 to 1542 code for a protein of 513 amino acids. Gene Ontology annotation, molecular function: oxidoreductase activity, acting on paired donors, with incorporation or reduction of molecular oxygen; iron ion binding; monooxygenase activity. The transcript is spliced from 3 exons. The record is from RefSeq and is a predicted model, not a curated record. Lineage: Eukaryota; Fungi; Ascomycota; Eurotiomycetes; Eurotiales; Aspergillaceae.
AUGACUUGGAUCCUGAUCGCUGCUUUCAUAGUAGCCUUCCUUGUCUACCACAUCUCUAUUUCUACUUUGUUUAGCCCUCUGGCGCGAAUUCCCGGUCCAAAGUCUUUUGGCCUGACCAAGUUUAAAUUGGCCUACGAGGACUACAAAGGAACUCGCACCCGAAAGAUCAAUGCUCUCCAUCAGAAAUAUGGACCUGUUGUUCGCAUUGGCCCCAGUGAGGUGACCUUCAACAGCAUCUCGGCCUUGCGUGCAAUCUACGGUGCCGGAAGUGGCUUUGAGCGCACCGGCUUCUACCACAUGUUUGAGGUUUAUGGUCGAAAGAACAUGUUUUCCUUCGCGACCGCGAAACAGCACGGAGAAAGAAAGAAGCUGUUCGCUCAUGCGUACGCCAAAUCUGUCAUGCUCAAAGGUGAAAAUGCCGAAAUGGUCGAGAACAAAGUCAAGCUGUAUAUGGACCUUUUGGAGCGUGACGGAGGGAAAAGCGAGAUAUUUUCUACCUUGCACUAUUUCUCCUUGGACACAAUCACGGAGUUUCUUUACGGGUCUUUCGGCAAGACAUCGUGUCUCGAGGGAUUGGGGCAAGACCGCGCACUCAUCGGAGAUAUCAUCGAUACUGCCCGUCGCAAGCUAUCGUGGUAUGCGGUUCAUUUCCCCCACUUCACGGAAUGGCUUUACUCGAGAACCGGGGUUAGUGGGUGUAUUGCGAAAUGGUUGUACCCGAUGCAACUGCCAACGACUUACAGCGGCAUCAGACUUCACGCAAUGAAAGCCACUCAGAAAUAUGCCAGUGCUUCUGCCGAAAAAAAGAGCGCAACAGCCCUGAUCUCCAAACUGUGGAGUCACCACCAUUCCGAAAAACCAAAUGGAAUCGAUGAUCUGGAUAUCGCAUCCGAAUGUGCAGACCAUCUUCUAGCAGGCAUUGACACCACCAGUGACACGUUGAUGUUCCUAAUUUGGGCUCUUUCUCGGCCAGAAAAUAAGGAAUUCCAAGAUAAACUCAUCGAGGAAGUUCGAAAUAUCCCUGAAGGAUCUCUGAAUUCUGAUGGCAUCCCCAAGGUAGAAAGCAAUGACAAGCUCCCUUACCUCGAUGCAGUUAUCAAAGAAACACUCCGUCUUUACGCACCUCUUCCCGGAUCAGAACCACGCUCACUUCCUACGGCAGCCACAAUUGAUGGCUACACAAUUCCGCCCCGGACAGUGGUUUCCAUGGCCCCAUACUCUCUCCACCGCAACCCUGAGAUAUUCAAGAAUCCCACCAAAUUCGACCCUGGUCGCUGGUUGGGAUCCUCCGAAAACUCGGCCGAUAUGAAGAAAUGGUUCUGGGCAUUUUCCAGCGGAGGGAGGAUGUGUAUUGGCAUGCAUCUGGCAAUGGCCGAAAUGACAACUUUGGUCGCGGCCAUUUAUCGAAAAUACAGAACAACACCAAUGGGAGAUUUCGGAACCGUCUCUCCUAGUAUCACAGGUCGCUAUGAAGUGUUCUACGAUGACACUUGUAGUCGGAUGCGGGAACAUGAGUGUCAGAUUGAGUUCAUGUCACAUUGA